GGGCCUGCAGGGCGCCGUCCGUCAACGUCCAGUCGUUCAAGCAGCCAGAAAGAUCCGUCGUCAAUCCUCAACCACGCAUCUAUCUCCAGACCGUACUACUCAUCCACACCAACGACCAACAAACCCCAAAAUGCCGUCCCUCCCCACCCACGACUUCCAGUUCCUCCCCAUCCCCAACUUCCCCGACGACCCACCCCCCCUCACCCUCUCCAACUCGUCCACCUGGACCUACUGCGGCCCCCUCCUCACCACCGCCCUCCCCUCAACCUUCCACACCUGGUCCGCCCAAACCCUCACCGGCACCGACACCCUCCUCCCACAACUCCUCCCUUUCCUCUCCGCAGCGCACGCCUUCCUCCGCGAGCACGGCUUCCAGCACUACUGGCUCACGGUGCGCGCCUCCCAAGCGCGCAGCAGCAGCAGCAGCAGCAGCACAUCCGGCGGCAUCGAAACGCAGCGGUGGCACACGGACGGCCACUUCUCCGAUCUACCUGACCUGGACCUCGACCGCGACCGCGCCCGGGCAGGUCGCUGGAAGCUGCGCGCCACGCUGCAGGGCGUGAGCCCGCUGUUCGCCGUCGACGGCGCGCGCGCGCGGGAGGUGCUGCGCCGGGAGGGGGCGGUGCUGGGGUGCUAUGGCAUGGAGGAGUAUCCGAGGAGUUGGAGUUUUGGGGUGCCCGGGUGGUUGGAUGGUGAGGGUGAGGGUGAGGGUGGGAGUGAUGAGGGUGAGGAUGGGAUGGGCAAGUUUUAGUUUUGUGUGGCUGGUUGGGUAUUGCGUGGAGAGUUGUUGGGAUCAUAUAUGGGUCGUGGGCAGCAAUGAGCGUGAUAGAAAACGUGGUUUCAGAAGCUGAGGGAGGGUAUCGAAGUACCUAACCUUCCGAUCGGGGUAGGUUAUCGGUCGCCGGUUUGGUUUGUAGUCUCCUGAUAAUGCUGGGUGUCUAGUAGUCCAUUCCUCGUGCAGUGGUCAUUCGUGAAGCGUAUCGUCACUCAU
Messenger RNA from Chaetomium fimeti, 991 nucleotides. RefSeq lists its product as uncharacterized. NCBI's taxonomy places the organism in Eukaryota, Fungi, Ascomycota, Sordariomycetes, Sordariales, Chaetomiaceae. The transcript has a single exon. Bases 131 to 751 code for a protein of 206 amino acids. The record is from RefSeq and is a predicted model, not a curated record.